Molecule: messenger RNA, 2032 nt
Organism: Sycon ciliatum
Lineage: Eukaryota; Metazoa; Porifera; Calcarea; Leucosolenida; Sycettidae
Product: low density lipoprotein receptor adapter protein 1-A-like
Exons: 1
Coding region: 379-1308 (309 amino acids)
Source: RefSeq, a predicted model, not a curated record
UGGUUUUCGCGUGCUGAAAAGUUUGAAUCGCUGAAGCGAGUCGAGUAGAUAUUUUCUUCUCCGUUGUCGUGUUUUCAGAAGUUCCACUUUUUUUGUAACUGAGUGUGCGCGCAGUCCGUGCUUGUGUGGCGGUCACUACGGUGGAUUGAGGCGUUGCAUCUAAUCACUUUGAGAGGUGUGCUAGCGAAUCCUGGAUAGUGCGCGCAAGCGUCUCUCUGUCUCUGUCUCUCUCUCGAGUUCUCUGCCGGUAGUUAGUUAGCGUUAUCUUGUUGGCCAGCACGCUUGAAUAGCUCGCUCUAGAUUGAAUUAAAGACCAGCGCGCCUGCAGACACACACACACACACGCAUACGCACCUAGACUCGGAGUCCGACAGCAGGAUGGCGGUGCGUCUGCUUCGCAAAACGGGCGAGGCGAUCAAGCACAGCCCGGCGGCCAUGAAGCGCCUCAUGGGCAUCAGCAAAGGCAAGUACAAGAUGGAGCUGGCACAAGCUGACGACCCAUUCAAGGUGGGCCUGUCGUAUCACGUCGACUACAUAGGAUACGAGACGUUCCCCGUCGCGGACAGUGAGACGGGCGAGGAGCCCAAGUACUCGCAGAUGUGCGAGAAAUCCGUCGUCAAAGUCUACCAGGACAAGAAGCCCCCGUUCAAGCGUCUCGUGGUCGUCGUCAGCGAUCAGCGCCUGACGGUGCUGGACCCCAACGACGAGAAGAGCGUGGUGCGUAUUCCUCUGUACCGCAUUGCAUUCUGCGGCAGUCACAACCUCUUCACCAAGACGUUCACGUUCAUGGAGCGCUCGCGCGACGGCACGCGCACCACGUGUCACGUGCUGGCCUGCGACACGCCCACCAAGGCGCAGUCCAUGGUGCGCGUCGUGGCCAAGGCCUUCCAGAACGUCUUCCUAGCAUGGUCAGCGCAGCAGCGUAAGGAAAAACGACAGCAGAUACGUGCCGCUAGCCAGUCGGACGACGCCGCAGCUCCUGCUGCCGAGCCUGCAGCAGCAGCAGCAGCAGCAGCAGCAGCAGGCGGGGAUGAUGAUGAUGACGAGGGCGCCACGGCUGCGGACGGUGGCGACCAAGUCAUGCAGGGAACGGAAGAAGUCGAGAAGAUGGACAUCAGCGAGGACGAGAAGGAGAGGCGGCACAUGCAUAGGACGUUCUCGAGACGCACGCUCAGGAAGAAGACGCCUGAUGUCCUGGACACCGGAGACCUAGAAAUCAAACCGUCCGAUUUCGACCUGGACGAAGCCACCGAGUAUGUGGAUCCUGUCGUCGAGGAAGCCCCAGAAUCGCCCGUCACCUCUAGUUAAAUAUAUGGAAGUCCGUGGUGCUUUGAUGAUGUCCUGAGUGUCCCAAGUCCCAACUCAUGACGAAUGCUGAUGAUGAUCUGAUGACGAUGUCAUAGAAUGAUCACAGCAAUUGCUAGAUACACGUACACACACAUACGCACACGCACACACACACGCUUUCUUGUUAUUGGGCAACUUGCCCGUUAGAAUCUGCGAAGUAAAAUAAACAACAACACACACCUACGCACAUGCACACACACACACACACACACACACACACACACACACACACACACACACACACACACACACACACACACACACACACACACACACACACACACACACACACACACACACACACACACACACACACACACACACACACACACACCGAUAUGCAGAACGCAGAUACCUUGUACAUGUACAUGUAGAUUACAGUGUAGUUAUACAUGUACAUGAAUGUAUGUAUCUGUGCAUUUAAUUUGUAAGCACCCUGGGAAUGGGUGGCUGGCGUGCUGUUCGAGAUUUGUGCAUGAAUCUAGUCUACAUAUACACGUAAACAACACGCGCUGCAGGAGAGGUUUCUGUCCAAUUUGGUUCAAACGAGUUGUAAUUCUAUCCGUUACGAUCGAACGUUUCCUCAGAAUGUUUCCUUUCCAUCUAAAACCAUUAUUGCUUUUCAUUUGCAUGCAUUUUUGAUGAACUUUAUGGAAUUUUGUAUGACAUAGUAAUCAUAGUAUCA